AUGACGUUCAAAUCGCUUAACCAGGCUCUUGAUAUACCAACGAAUGUCACAAUAUGGCAGUGGCUUUUCGGACCAAAUGGGCUGCAAACUAGAACAGCUGGUUUUACCAACACGGCUACAAAGGAGAGAAUUAACUAUGGCCAAUUGCAAGAGUACGCUACUUAUUUGUCUACUGCGUUGGUGAGAAAAUAUGGUCUGCAGGCUGGGGACACUAUUGUCCUGUGCAGCCCAAAUACAGUCUGGUAUCCUGUUGCAAUGGUAGCAGCUGGCCGAGUUGGCGCUAUUGUAUCAAGCGUAUCUCCUGAGUAUGGAGUAACCGAAAUGAUCCAUGCACUCAAGACAGUGCAACCCAAGUAUCUGAUCACCGUGGCGUCUCGUCUGAGUGUAGCGAGAGAAGCAGCAGAGAGCAUCGGUCUUCUCAGAGACCAAAUACUCCUCCUUGACGAUGAAGUAGAAGGACACGUCUCACUGGGCCAAUUGCUGAAAUUAGGCAAGGCUUAUGGUGCAACUGAUCAAGUUCUGCCCUUUCAGAUUCCUCGAGGCAAAAUAAAUGCAGAUAUUUGUGCAUUUAUUAGCUUUAGUAGUGGCACCUCGGGGCUUCCAAAAGCGGUUAUGAUUAGCCAUGGAAAUGUCAUUGCGCAGUGUCUGCAAGUCCAACUAAUUACCCCCUUGAACUACAGAAAAGUCCUCGCCGCGCUGCCUCUAUUUCACAUCACUGGUCUCAUCCAUCAACUACAUCUCCCAAUUUUACUCGAUGCCGAGGUGUACAUGCUUCCAUCUUUCACCAUGGAAACAAUGCUCAAAGUAAUAGUCGAGUACCAAAUCAUAGAUUUACUUCUUGUGCCUCCAAUAAUAAUUCGCCUGGUGCGUGAUCCGAUUGUGAACAAGUACGAUCUAUCACAUGUGAAGCGGUUCUUUUCAGGAGCUGCUCCUUUGUCGGCUGAGAUAAUACAGCUCAUACAGAACAAGUUUCCUGAAACCGGUUUUAGGCAAGCAUACGGUAUGACUGAAUCUUGCAGUGCUAUUACCAUGCACCCCCUGAAUCUAUACGAUUACAAGUAUGCACGACACGGUGGGAAGAUUGUUGCAAAUACCGAAAUCAAAAUCAUCGAUCCCGAGGACAACACUCGAGAACUCGGAUACGACGAGUGCGGAGAAAUCCUUGCACGAGGACCCCAAGUUGUCAUGGGUUAUUUAAACAAUGAAAAAGCAACACGAGAGACCUUUGAUGCUGAUGGAUGGCUGCACACGGGCGACAUCGGGUCAAUUGACCGGCAGGGGUUUAUCACUAUCACCGACCGCAUCAAGGAAUUAAUCAAGGUCAAAGGCGUUGGGGUGGCCCCCGCUGAGCUGGAAGACCUGUUGCUUAGCCAUCCAGCAGUGGAAGAUGUUGCUGUUACCUCGAUUCCAGAUGAGUAUUCGGGCGAACGACCUAAGGCAUAUGUCGUGGCCAAGAAGGCGUAUGCCGAGUCCGACGAUCGUCUAGCCCAUGUCGGUUACGAGGUUAUCGAGUAUGUAAAGAAAUCUCGUGCUCGUCAGAAAUGGAUCGUGGAAGUCGAGUUCCUCAAGGCUAUUCCCAAAAGCCCGAGUGGCAAGAUACUUCGGCGUGUUUUACGUGAUUUGGAGCAGAAAGGAGUAUCUCGAGGAGUAGUUGUCAAGGACGAUAAACGCCAAUCCCAGGCUAAGCUAUAA
Messenger RNA from Talaromyces rugulosus, 1692 nucleotides. RefSeq lists its product as uncharacterized. The record is from RefSeq and is a predicted model, not a curated record. Gene Ontology annotation, molecular function: CoA-ligase activity. NCBI's taxonomy places the organism in Eukaryota, Fungi, Ascomycota, Eurotiomycetes, Eurotiales, Trichocomaceae. Bases 1 to 1692 code for a protein of 563 amino acids. The transcript has 5 exons.